AUGGACAAGGAUGGCAAGGCUCCGCCAUCUGUUGCCAAUGCAGACGACGAGGACGUGUCCCGCGAAGUUUACUUGGGAGUUGUCAAGUCCUACAACGACCGCCGGGGCUUUGGUUUCCUGGCAUGUGCAGAGACCGCAGAUCGCUUUGGACGAGAUGUCUACAUGCCGAAGGCAGAGGCAACCAUGGCUGCCCUUCUCGCUGCUGGUGUAGAUAGGGAGACCGCAAUCAGCAUGGUCAUGACCGGGAAUACGGGGGCUUCAGCCUCCUCCGCCGCGGCAGCGGCGGCUUGUUUGGGGCCGGAUGCUGCCAAGGCGGCGGCUGCGGCAGCGGAGAAGAAGGAAGACGGGGACAAGUCCACCGCGCCUCGUUUGGCCGAGGAGGACUUGGUCUUCUUUCGGGUCCGCCGCAGCGUGGAGGGCUAUCCCCAGGCGGUCUGUGUCCAACGCCUUCAGAAGCUCACGGGAACCGUGGUCCAUCCGCCGUCCACGCAGCCUGGACAGCCACAGCAUGGAGCGCUCACAAGCGACGAGGCUGUGGCGGUUUGCGGGCGCAGGGAGGUGUCGAUGGAAGUAGAAGCCUGCGGUCAGUUGCGACUAGUCCCUGGGGAUGUGGUGACUUUUUGCAUCCCCGAGGCUGAGGCAGAAGGCGCCGCCAGCGCCGCGGCCAAAGAGCCUUUCGCCAAGAUGGUCUCGUUGACCUGCACGGCCCGCGUGACCGGCAGCGUCCUGGGCUGCUUCACGUUGGACCUGCCCCGGACGCGCGACGAGCCGAUGGCGGCGCGGCCCAACCUGCGGCUGCCGUGCCACGCCUUCGGGGACAAGUUGGUGCUGGCGGGGCUGCCGGGAGACCUGGACGAGGCGGAGCUGAUGAAGUUCUUCUCCAAGCAGGGCGCCAGCUCAGCCAUCGUGGCGCACGCGCGGACCUGCAGCUUCGCCUCCGUGUCCUUCUCCUCCUUCGGGGAGAUCGCCAAGUUCCUGGCGCGCACGGCCCACGCCUACGCGGACGAGAAGGGCACCCUCAUUGCGCGGCUGCUGCCACUGGAGGCUCCGGACAUGGCCACGCUGCCGGCGUUGCCAGCGCCCUCCCUCACCAGCAACCUGCCCGAGGAGGCCGAGCCGGGGUCGCUGAUGGUGUACUGGUCGCCGCUGGUGCUGGCCGUGGCCUACUCCGUGGAGCUGCGCGUGGCCGGGAGCACGGCUCCCUGGUCCUCCGUAGAUGUGGCCUCCAAGCGCCUAGUGGCCACCACCAACCGCUUUGACUCCAACUGCUCCUCCUGCAAGGUGACGGGUCUGCAGCUCACAGCGGCCUACGAGGCCCGGGUCUCCUACUUCACGGAGUGCGGCACCAUGUCCGAGUCCUCCGAAGCCUCGGAGCCGUGCGUACCCUCCCAGGGCGCCUCCAAGGACGCGAAGCCGCCGGCGCACAGCCCGAAGCUGCCCCCGGCGUCGCUUUCCGAGGCCUAUCCCAAGCCCUUUAGCCAUCCAAGCCAUCCAAGCCAUCCAAGCCACUCCAGCCACUCCAGCCACUCCAGCCACCCAAGCCACCCCCUCUCCAGCCAUCCCAGCCAUCCCAGCCACCUGAUGCCGGCGCACGUGCCCCCACCCACUUCUCCCUGGCCUUGGACGCCGCCGGGUGACGUCUACCCGCCAGCCGCAGAUGUUCUAGGCUACAGUCCGCCUACCUGGCGCUCGCCCAGUGGCUUGGUGGUGCCUCCACCUGCCGCGCCUGAGCUGUGCCCCGCCGACGAGUUUGGCUUUGCCCUGUCGGUCCGGUGGCCAGCAGUGCUGCAGGCUGCUGCCUAUGUGGUUGAGCUGCGCGAGGCAGACACCAGCGUUUUCGAGCGCUUCGUGAGGUCCGCUCCAGAGGCGAAGCUUGGCACUUUGGUGGAACUUCGGGUCGGAGGCCUCCGACCAGGUCCUCCGCCGGGUCGUAUCUACAUGGCGCAGGUGCGCACCGUUGGCGCUGAUGGCUGGGAGUCCAUUCCCUCGGCCCCGGGCUGGUCUCCACCACUCCCAGCGCUGGAGGAGACCUCCGGGCCCACCAGUGGAGCCGGCGCCGCGGGUGCCGCGGGCGCUGCGGGCGCCGCGGGCGCCGCGGGCGCCGCUGGUCUGUCCGCGGACGCUGCGCCCUGGCAGCCCGAGCGGUCCACCAAGGACCCUUUGGCAAAGUCACUGGAGGUGGAGGAGAGGCGAAGGAUCGAGGAGGAGAAGAAGCAGGCGGAAAAGCUGCCCGAGAGAGCCGUGCAGAAGGGCGAAGCUCGGGUUUGGCAUAUCCUCAAGAAGCACAGGGACUUCUUUGGCAAACCAGCGAAGUCUUGGCGGCAGAAGGACAUUACCUGGAGCAAAAAGGAGGCCAAAGAAGCUCUCAAGAAUCUCAAGUUCAAGUUGGAGAACGUGGCGUACGGAGGUGGUGCGCAGGCGCUACAAAAGAAGUUUGAGAAUUAUGCCCGUGCGGAAAGCGACGACGACAUCUCGGCCAAAGUUGGCGGCGACUUGGGGCCAAUCACUAAGAGGAGGAAGUUGUUCGGCGGGUAUGAGAUAUCCAAGACUACCUUCGAAUUGAAGAUUGGCACCAUCUCCGACAUCGUCGAGAGUACAGAGGGUGUGCACCUUGUGGGCCGCUUCGAGUGA
Messenger RNA from Effrenium voratum, 2631 nucleotides. Lineage: Eukaryota; Dinophyceae; Suessiales; Symbiodiniaceae. The record is from the annotation of a GenBank genome assembly.